GUCCAGCCAAGCGAUGACUUGACAUACCAAAUGCACAUACAUCAUGAGCUACACAUCUCAAUCAAACUACAAGCAAAAAAAUUGGGAAUUGGAUUAGAAUUAGGAGGUGGUCUAAUUAAACCAGUCCAAUCCAAUAAUUAUGUCAUGCAUGAAAGCUCCUUCCUGGCACUUUCAAUCAGACGAGACCGGCAAAACACUUUAUCAUUAAUUAAGAGAUUACAAUACAUUAAUCAUCUGAAAAUAAAAUAAAUCUGUUAGGAAGAAAGAAAUUAAAGCUUCAGUAAAUAAUAAUGACGAUGGAUGGCUAAAGAAAGAAAAAGGAAAUGGAAAUGAGCAAAAGAUGCGCCACGUUGCUUGAUGAUGACGCGGAGCGGAGCCACAACGGCAAACACCGCCGCCGGCCACCGCAAAGCCACAACAAGAUACGACACCGUUUUAUCCUGGUUUGUUGCCGUUUGGACCGCGGUGGCCUCUUCCCUGUUCCUGCGCGCCUUCACAGCUCCCACUACCUUCUUCGCCAUCCCACUACUCCACUCCCCACACCUUAAUUUACUCUCUCUCUCUCUCUCUCUCUCUCUCUCUCUCUCUGCUGUCAUAUAUAUACAUAAAGAUUCUUCCUUUCCUUCCUUCCUUCCAUCCAUUUCCCAAGCACAACCAUUUUAACAUUAAACCGCGGUCAAACCCUCCCUCCCUCUCUCUGCAGCUUUCGUGAGCUCGGGGGAAUUCGGUUCACUGUGAUCGAGAAACAGCUCUCUGUUUCUCUGGGCCGCUUGAUUCAGAGACUGACUCAGCUCCCGUUUUAAAUGCAUCCAGGGCGUCGUUUUGGCAUUCAAGGCUAGUCUAGUAGUAGUCCCCGACUUCGGUUUAUCUCAACCCGACGACAAGGAAUGAACUUUCAGAUCAUAAAGGUAUAUAUGUAUAUAUGUGUGUGUGUAUGCCUCUCUCUGUUCUUCAUUCAAUCCUCUGUUUCUUUUUAAAUGCUCUGUUCUGCAACUCUGGAUUAUUAAUGGUGUUUUUGAUGAAUUGGGUUUUGUUCUCCUUCAGAUUUGAGGAACUGUUUGCUAGCUAGCUGGGAGAGGGAAACAGCAAGCAAGGAUGAGUAGCCGGGCCAGUACAACUCGGCACUCCGCCAUGAAAGCUCCACCCAAGCUUGAAAAGGGGAGCUAUUCUAUCAAUGGAACUAACAGUUCAGCCAAAUCCCGCAAAGCUUCAACGAGCAGAGACAAGAAAAUGGCUCUCCAGCAAGAUGUUGAUAAACUGAAGAAGAAGCUGAGAUUCGAAGAGAAUGUACACAGAGCUCUGGAGAGAGCAUUCAAUAGACCACUCGGAGCUCUGCCUCGCCUGCCUCCUUAUCUUCCCCCUGCCACGCUGGAGCUUCUAGCAGAAGUUGCUGUCUUGGAAGAGGAAGUUGUACGAUUAGAAGAACAAGUAGUACAUUUCAGACAGGACUUGUACCAGGAAGCUGUCAACAUUUCCAGCUCCAAGAGGAACCUAAGUUCUUCUGCAGAUUCCUACCCUUCAGUCCCGCCUAAGAUCGAGCAGCAGAAACAGCAGUUGAAAGAGAAGGAAAUGGGUUGUUGUUCUUCCAAUCCAGCAGAGAAAAAGGGGAGGGGUUCGUCAUCUUCAGCUCACAAUGCUCCCAGUACGGUCCGAACACCAGUUAAAAGAAGCGCAAUUGAUCAUAAAUCGGAGAAGCGUCUGGAUCCUCAGAAGUUAAAGCUGGUGGAUGACAAUCCAAACAAGGUCUCGGAGGACAUUGUGAAGUGCUUGUCAAGCAUUUUCGCGAGGUUGAGCACGACGACGAGGAAGAACCACAACAGCAGUGAGAAUGAUCCUUAUGGUAUAUGGGCAGAUUUUGGAAGGAGAGAUGUUGGUCAGUACAAGCAUUUGUUUGCUAUUGAAGCUGACACUGUCAAUCCCAACAGAACAUCCAACUCUUUGUUUCUACUCCACAGACUGAAGCUUCUGCUUGGUAAACUUGGUGCUGUGAAAUUGGAUAAAUUAACCCAUCAGGAGAAACUUGCCUUCUGGAUCAACAUCUACAACUCCUGCAUGAUGAAUGCAUUUCUGCAAUAUGGAAUUCCAGAAAGCCCUGAGAUGGUUGUUGAAGUAAUGAGAGAGGCAACAAUAAAUGUUGGAGGACACUCUCUAACUGCAAUCACCAUUGAGCACUUCAUCCUCAGAUUGCCUUACCACUCCAAAUAUGCAUUAUCAAAGGGGUCGAAGAACGAUGAGAUGACAGCAAGGAGCAAAUUCGGGUUGGAGUUAUCUGAACCUUUGGUGACAUUUGCUCUCUCUUGUGGAAGUUGGUCUUCUCCAGCUGUGAGAGUGUACACAGCAUCACAAGUCGAGAAUGAGCUCGAGGCGGCGAAGAAAGAGUACUUGCAGGCAGCAAUUGGGAUUUCAGCCAACAAGUUUGCUAUCCCAAAGCUGUUGGAUUGGUAUUUGUUGGACUUUGCAAAAGACUUGGACUCAUUGCUGGACUGGAUUUGCCUGCAGCUACCAAGUGAACUUGGGAAAGAAGCAAUGAAGUCCCUUGACAGAGGUACUAAAACUCAGCCAAGUACACAAAUCAUCGAGGUCAUGCCAUAUGAAUUCAGUUUUAGGUACCUUUUGUACAUACAAUAGUUAAUUUCUUCAGUGGAGUUCCCUAGAAGGCUUGAAGUCUCAGUUUUGUACACAUCAAUAGGGUCAAAUAGAUGCAUAAUUAAAAGCUUGUAUGAUUUUUCAUCUCUGUAAGUAUCCGAGUCAUAAAGGAGUAAGAAAAGAAGUAAAAGAAAAGUUCAAUGUUUUCAAUCUCUCUCUUCUGGGUCUUUGCAGGAUCAUAACAAAGAUAAACGGGUUUUUUCAGAACAUCCAAAAGGCUCAGACUUUGUAUGGUUUAGGUGCACUUAGUUAGUGAGUAGAGAAUUCACAAAGAUUGGCACUUUGUGUGUUAAAACAGCCUUAAUUUGCAAGCAGACAUUCUCUUGGACACAGAAACCAGAAGGGUUAAGCUGUCGCUGAAGGAAAUGCGGUUUGGUAUUAUUAACGAUUUGGACAAGUGGGUUUGACAGUGUAAAACUACAGCCACUAUGGUCCAAACUCUUUGACUUGCUAUGCAAUUAUUAAAGAACAUUAGGUGAGAGUAACAGAGGGAGAAAAAGCUGAGAGCUGCUGUGUAUGGAAUGUUAAUGAACAGUUCCUGAAUUC
This is a messenger RNA of Linum trigynum, 3192 nucleotides long. NCBI's taxonomy places the organism in Eukaryota, Viridiplantae, Streptophyta, Magnoliopsida, Malpighiales, Linaceae. The record is from the annotation of a GenBank genome assembly.